AUGGUAAAGGAGGGAAUUGUCCUUGGCCAUAAGAUUUCCGAGAAAGGGAUUGAAGUUGACCAAGCCAAGAUCGAUGUGAUUUCAAAACUCCCUCCUCCCAUCUCAGUUAAGGGGGUUCGGAGUUUCUUGGGGCACGCUGGAUUUUAUAGAAGGUUCAUCAAAGACUUCUCAAAGAUUGCAAAUCCAAUGUGCAAACUUUUGGAAAAGGAGUCGAAAUUCAAUUUUGAUGAAAAGUGCAUCAAGGCUUUUGAAGAGUUGAAGUUGAGAUUGACUUCAGCCCUUAUUGUUGUGUCUCCGGAUUGUUCUUUACCUUUCUAA
Messenger RNA from Lycium ferocissimum, 318 nucleotides. RefSeq lists its product as uncharacterized. The record is from RefSeq and is a predicted model, not a curated record. The coding region runs from base 1 to 318 and encodes 105 amino acids. NCBI's taxonomy places the organism in Eukaryota, Viridiplantae, Streptophyta, Magnoliopsida, Solanales, Solanaceae. The transcript has a single exon.